Drosophila kikkawai is the source of this 809-nucleotide messenger RNA. RefSeq names its product zinc finger CCHC domain-containing protein 10. Lineage: Eukaryota; Metazoa; Arthropoda; Insecta; Diptera; Drosophilidae. The record is from RefSeq and is a predicted model, not a curated record.
UCUGAAUGUGAUAUCAAUCAAAGCUGUCAAUGAUUCCAGAACUAAUCAAAAAUGUCCUGUAUUUGCGAAUUCCAUUCGCCAGUUGUGGACAGCCCCAAGAGCCUUACGCAGCUUCCAUUGCCAGCCAACGACGACGGGUCUUCAACAGAGGUCACCCCAAAAGAUGCUGGGGAAGAAGAACCUGCAGAGCCGAGUGUCACAGAUUCUGCAGUGUCGGCCUCUGACCUAGCCGACUGCCGUGCGGAAAACUGGCUCCUGAAGAAGAAGCUGCGCGAAUACGAGGUCACAAUUGAGAACUUGGAACAGCUGGUGUCCACCUUAGUUGAGAAGCAGCACCAGAUCUUGAGCGAUAUGUUUAACCUGCGCACGGAAAACCACGAACUACAGUCGGAAUGUCAUCUCCAGCGUGAGUAUCACUCGAUGGAGAGGAAUGCCUUGCUGAAGCAGUUGAACGAUGCCCAGAACCGAGAUAUGAUCUUGUCCCUCACACAGGAAAGUCGAUCAAUAGAACCGCCUAUUAACUCGGACUCGCUGUUCGUGGCCAAUUCUGACAAGGAGGAUCAGUGUCAAUACGGCAACGAGAGCAACGACGAGCAGGAGUCGAAUAGCGAAGAGGAGAACGAGGAUCGUUCCGGCGAGAGUUCAGCGCCAAGCUCAGAAUACAGCUCACCCAGCCCAACGUGUUCGGAAUCGGAGGAUACGGAUGUGGACAAUGAUCUGUCUGGGGAUAAAAGCUCCGAUAGUAAUAGCGAAACAGACUAGAACACUCCUUAUAAUUAAAGUUUAUAUUUUCUUAAAUAAAAUGUAAA